Messenger RNA from Paramuricea clavata, 1674 nucleotides. Lineage: Eukaryota; Metazoa; Cnidaria; Anthozoa; Malacalcyonacea; Plexauridae. The record is from the annotation of a GenBank genome assembly.
AUGGGCAAGUACACAGCUUUUGAUCUAGACAUUUUGAAAAUCAGUGUAAAUGAACUUCUACAUGUACAACAACCCGAAAGGGAAUUGAGCAACCCAUUACCCGAAAAGGUGACCAAACAACAAGGGACCCAUAUGGCAUACUCAGACAUGGCGAAGCAGUUGACACCUUUAUCCAAAGUCACAGACUUUGUCACACAACUCCAUCAACAGAAAUCUACCGGCGAAUCACCAGUGUCGCAAAUAGUAAAAAAACACCCCAAAGUGUUCCAAGGCAUUGGAAAGCACAAAUAUCGUCAAGUGGAGUUAAUAAUUGAUGACUCGGUCCAACCAAAGGUUCAGGCGCAACAUAGAAUUCCAUUCCCAAAGAGACAGCAAUUUGAAGAAAUCAUUCAGGAGCUCGAGGAAGCUGACAUCAUAGAACAAGUAGAAGGUCCAACGGAGUGGAUAUCCAACGUAGUGCUGACCCCGAAAGCAGAUCCAUCACAGCUUCGAAUGAAUAUUGAUAUGACAACCGCAAACGCUGCAAUAAAACGCACAAGACACGUGAUACCAACACUAGAGGAACUGAGGUAUAAACUGAAUGGUGCCACCCACUUCACUAAACUGGACAUGAAACAGGGAUACAUGCAACUGGAGCUAAAACAGGAGUCAAGAUAUAUGACAACAUUCUAUACUCAUCGCGGACUUCGACGUUUUAAACGAUUGAACUUUGGAACGAACUCAGCAGCAGAAUUAUUUCACGAAGAGAUUUUGCAAUGUCUGAUAGACAUAGACAAUGCAGAUAACCUGUAUGAUGAUAUCAUUGUGUACGGAAAGACACAACAGGAGCACGACAUAGCUCUUGCACAAGUCUUACAGAGAUUCGAAGACUGUGGAUUGACAUUGGGACUACCCAAAUGCAAGUUUGACCAGCCAGAAAUUGAAUUUUUUGGGAUGAAAUUCUCAGCAGCAGGCAUGUCACCAACGGCAGACAAGGUAAAAGCCCUAAUCGAAGCUCCAGCGCCCACAUCAGUUGCAGAGGUCCGUUCAUUCCUUGGGAUGGCCAACUACAGUGCCAACUUCAUACAACACUACUCGGAAACCACCGCACCGCUACGGCACCUAACGAAGAAAAAUGCCCGGUUUCAGUGGACGAAGGAAUGCCAGAAAGCUUUCGAGACCUUGAAACAAGCAAUGGCGAGCCCUCAAGUUAUGUCAUAUUAUGAUCCCACCAGACCAACAGAACUCAUUGUCGAUGCCUCUAAAUAUGGACUAGCCAGCAUGCUCACUCAGCUCGACCCCAAAACAGGGCAAUACAAGGUAGUUCGGUAUGACAGCAGGUCCACCACACAGCCAGAAUCCAGGUAUGCUCAAAUAGAGCUCGAGAGCGCAGCAGUCGAAUUUGCGAUCAGAAGAAACCACAUUUAUCUCUAUGGUCUACCAGAAUUCAGCGUUAUCACAGACCACAAGCCAUUACUACCGCUUUACAACAGCUACCGAGCAGACAUGCCCCCAAGAAUACACAGACACAAGCUCAAUCUACAAGGAUAUACCUUCAACUUAAAACAUAAACCCGGGAAAGACAACCCAACCGACUACAUGUCCCGACAUCCUACCCAAAUACCAGAUCCCAGGGAACAAAAAGAACAACAAGAGGCACAGUUGAUCAAUCAUCACAUAAAUGCCAUCAUCUGA